GUAGAGGUGAGAUAUUUAAAUUAAAAUAUCGAUUCAAUUACAAUUGUAUCGAUCUGAUACCAAUACCAGUGUUGGCAUCGAUACUAUCGAUAUUUAGAUCGAUCCGCCCACCUCUAGUGUGUAUUCUUUCGGCGUACGUGAGAGAAUAUUUGCGACUGCAGUAAUGGCAAGAACUAAGCAGACCGCUCGUAAAUCCACUGGUGGCAAAGCGCCGAGGAAGCAGCUCGCUACUAAAGCUGCCCGUAAGAGCGCACCAGCCACCGGCGGCGUGAAGAAGCCUCAUCGUUACAGGCCCGGUACCGUGGCGCUGAGAGAAAUCCGCCGCUACCAGAAGUCCACCGAGCUGCUUAUUCGUAAGCUGCCUUUCCAGCGUCUGGUGAGAGAAAUCGCUCAGGACUUCAAGACUGAUCUGCGCUUCCAGAGUUCCGCCGUCAUGGCCCUGCAGGAGGCCAGUGAGGCUUAUUUGGUCGGCCUCUUUGAGGACACCAACCUGUGUGCCAUCCACGCCAAGAGAGUCACCAUCAUGCCCAAAGACAUUCAGCUGGCGCGCCGUAUUCGUGGAGAACGCGCUUAAACUCUUGCCUAUCUCACCCCUAUCAACCUAAAGGCUCUUUUAAGAGCCACCUCAACUCCACUGAACGAGACAAUUUCCUUUGUAAUAGUCGCUUUGGAUAAAAGCGUCUGCUAAAUGACUUAAUGUAAAUGUAAUAGUAUUUUCUGCAGUAAUGGUGUGGUCUUGAUAGUUGGAUGUAAAAAUUAAAAAUGGUCAUUUUUCAUUACAUUACAUAAGGUCAGAAUAGUUCAAUACGAGAAAGAUGUAAUAUCACAGGCACAGUAAACUUAGCAGAGGUAUUUCUCGAAAACUCGCCCUAGAAAUAAAAAUCAGUUUGGCCAUUUCUGUGCGAAUCGGUCCAAAUAUACGAGCGGAGACUGGAAUUAAAUAGACCACAUUUGUCAAAUGAGCAGCCACAAAAACGGUUUUCACAUGGUUUACAUUAAGUUAUGAACCGAAUGUUAGAAAAUGACAAACGAGACAUUAAAGCAAUAGGCACGGAACAGGAAAAAUAAUGACCGUCAGAAAACGAAUUUCAGACAAAGCAUUCAAGAGUUAUAAGCAAUUAUAUUAAAAGCGUCACUGACAGGUGUAUUUGAUAUAUUACGUAUCAAUAGCAUGCAUGUUGUUUUAGAGUAAUAUAAUAUAAUAAUUAUCCUUGUGCUUAAACAAUAAUCAAAAGGGUACACCGUUGGUCUCCCACCAUAUGCGCUGUCAUCAGCACAAAUGAUAUGUCCCUAAACGUCAAAUCCAAUCCACCAUCCCCCUAAUUUUUUUUACAACUCGAGUGCUAUAGGUCGAUAUGAAUAUUAACAACAACAAAAAAAUGGAGAAAAAAAUCUCAUUUAUCUUAUUUAUAUAUUACGGAACAUCCAUGGCCAUAGCAGUAUAAACUAAUCUAGAUAACCCUUCAGCCUUUGAUAAUAAAAUAAAAAAAACAUCUCAAUGCGUUAAUUCUCUCUCUCUCUCUCUCUCUCUCUCUCUCUCUCGGUCUCCCUUCUUUGGGGUCCUUAGGGGGAGCGAUCAUAGGCUGUGUCCCAAAUCGGGGGCUGCGUGCUUUUUUGUGUGUGUGUGGGGGGGUGCUUUGAAGGCUGCAUUUUAAGACCAAUUGCGUCACAGCAGCGCGACUGAAGGCUGGUAAGGCUGUCCCGAUUCAAAGGUUGCUGUCGGUACACGAUCCGGGAUGCCUGCACGAUCCGUUCUGCGCAUGCGCAUAAUGACGUAGUAAACAACUUCACGGUUUCCCUACACUAUUGGUAUCAAGCAUGCGAUGAAACGCUUGACGGCCAGACGGCACAACUGGCGGCAUAUUUUUGUAGGCUACGUCGUGUUUUUCAUUUAACAGUUCACGGCGGGUCUAUUUUGAUGUUUUAAAAUGUAGCUUACGCUAUGCAUUACGAUGUGUUUACGUGGUUGCCAAUCCAAAAUAAUAAAGGAGUUGUUACAUGAACAUACACGAUUUUGGUUACAUGUGGAAUAAAGUCUGAGUCUUGAGAGUCUGUCACUGCAAACCUUCAGUUUCCUCCAUACUCCCCUUUGCGAUUCAUUGCUGCAUGGCAUUAGGCCUACUUAACUUGCCGUGUUUCGAUCUGAGGUCAGUAGUAUUGUCAAAGACGGUUUUUAUUAAAAGCUGCUAAUAUUAGUUCACUUUAAAUCGACUCGUUUUGUAUUAGUAUGGGUCUAUAUAUAGGCUAAUAUAUCUAUCUAUAUAAUCUAAAUGAGGAAUAAUCCCUUCAAUGGUGGUUACAGAACACAAUAAGGAACAUAAUAUGCAUUUCCGCCUAGACUAUCUGCACUUACAUGAAGAAAGAACUACAAACAAGUCUGGGAAACGUUACAGAGUAUUUCAACGCAUAGUGUGCACACAGAAGUGACAUGAGACCAGAGGUGGACAGUAGUGAAAGUCGCGGUACAAAGGUGCUCAAGCGUGGAACAGAUCGUGCAGUGUCGUCGCUAAACAGAAUUGUCUACUACGUCAUUAUGCGCAUGCGUGAACGGAUCGUGCAGGCAUCCCGGAUCG
Triplophysa rosa is the source of this 2573-nucleotide messenger RNA. RefSeq names its product histone H3. Bases 164 to 574 code for a protein of 136 amino acids. The record is from RefSeq and is a predicted model, not a curated record. Lineage: Eukaryota; Metazoa; Chordata; Actinopteri; Cypriniformes; Nemacheilidae. Gene Ontology annotation, molecular function: structural constituent of chromatin; DNA binding; protein heterodimerization activity. Gene Ontology annotation, cellular component: nucleosome. The transcript has a single exon.